Molecule: messenger RNA, 318 nt
Organism: Scomber japonicus (chub mackerel)
Lineage: Eukaryota; Metazoa; Chordata; Actinopteri; Scombriformes; Scombridae
Exons: 3
Coding region: 1-318 (105 amino acids)
Source: RefSeq, a predicted model, not a curated record
AUGACUGAGGUGAUGAACUCUCUGGAACCGGGGACGGAGGACUUCAGCGGUGGAGCAGGAGGAGACCAGGACUCAAUAUUCCCAGAUACCCAUGAAAGGUAUCCAAAGUUGACCAAGAGGCUUCCAUCCAUCGUGGUGGAGCCGACCGACGCGGCCGAGGUGGAGAGCGGGGAGCUACGCUGGCCGCCGGACGAGCCGAGCUCCCCCGACGGCCAAACCGAGAGACAGAGCGUAGAGGAGCAAGCUGCAGGUGAGGAGCAGUCGGACGUCGCUGUGGAUGAAGAAGCUUCAGCGGCGGAGAUGCAGGACUCCAACUGA